This is a messenger RNA of Megalobrama amblycephala (Wuchang bream), 3567 nucleotides long. RefSeq names its product DNA-binding protein SATB1 (gene satb1b). Gene Ontology annotation, molecular function: DNA-binding transcription factor activity, RNA polymerase II-specific; RNA polymerase II cis-regulatory region sequence-specific DNA binding. Bases 959 to 3451 code for a protein of 830 amino acids. The transcript is spliced from 13 exons. The record is from RefSeq and is a predicted model, not a curated record. NCBI's taxonomy places the organism in Eukaryota, Metazoa, Chordata, Actinopteri, Cypriniformes, Xenocyprididae. Gene Ontology annotation, biological process: regulation of transcription by RNA polymerase II; chromatin remodeling.
CCUCACUCUAAUCAAGCUGAUUAAAAAUUCCUGCGCGCGUGCAGGCGGAAAUCCACCAUCAUCAUCCUCGUUCUCCGGCACUUUUACUUUAUUUUCGCCUGCAUCCUCCUCCAGGACAGCGGGAGGACCCGAAAUCCGUCUUCAAUCGCGUCGUUUAGGAGGUUUAGAGAUGAGGAGAAGCGGCAGGCAGCGCGGAGAGGGAGGGAUGAGCCGAUGCAACUCAUAAUUUAAUGGGGACAGAGAGAGAGAGAGAGAGAGAGGGAGAGAGAGAGAGACGAAGAGAGAGAGAGACACACACACAGAAGGGAAACAGAAAGAAAAGGACCGAGCGCGAAUGUUACAAAUGUAACAAGCGGAAGAUACAAUGUCGCGCUGACGUGCGUCAGGAAUGUUCUCAUGCUCUGAUGUUUCAUUCGACGUUCGAAAGUGUAUCGCGCACUUUUAAAGCUGCUUUGGAUCCGCAUAUCGGCUCGAGAUGAGACGGCAGGUCGCCGGGGCUUCGUGCUGUUGUUUGGCCAGAUGAGAGGCGAUUCACGAGCGCUUCUGAUCCUAUAGGCUCGCGUUGUUCAAGCUCAAUGGGAUGUGUAGGGAACGCCGAUGCUUACUUUUAUUUUUUAGCGUAUUUUUGCGUACGGAACGGACGGUGGAUGUGAUGGUAAACUCUAUUGAACUCUAUAGACUUACCGGUGAUCGCAUUUAGGAUUGAUGCAUUUUUUUUUUUAAUUUUUUAUUUUUUUUUAAGUACUUUGCGCUUCGUAUCUAUGUAUUAUCCGCUGUAAUUCAUGUGAUCUUAGGCACUGGUGUGGGCGAUCUGGAAGUUUUGCAUGUUUUAGAAUAGAAUAACUGACAUAAAGCUGAAGUUUGUGCUCCUCCUGCCAAAACUUGAAGUCGCUGUUCAUCCACAGCUCUUUAUAUGCUCGUCUUAAAGUGGUGACAGCGAGCAGUGGUGCUGAGAAUCAUGGAGCAUCUCAGCGAAACAUGCCUGGGGAAGGAGAACUGUGAGAUGGUCAACAGUCUGAACGACACCAAGGCCCCUCCGGCCAAACUGGCCCGCCUGGAACAGAACGGAAGCCCGCUCGGCAGGUCUCGUCUGGGCAGCACUGGAGCUAAACUCUCCGGAGUGCCCUUCAAACCCCCUGGACAUCAUCUGAAGGCCUGCCAUAAGAGGGGUAACAUGCUGCCGGUGUUUUGUGUGGUGGAGCACUACGAGAGCCCCAUCGAGUUCGACAGCAAAGAGGAACAUGCUGAGUUCGUUCUGGUCAGGAAGGACAUGCUCUUCAACCAGCUCAUCGAGAUGGCUCUGCUCUCCCUGGGCUACUCGCACAGUUCGGCUGCGCAGGCUAAAGGUCUGAUUCAGGUGGGCAAGUGGAACCCCGUGCCUCUUUCCUACGUGACGGAUGCACCCGACGCCACAGUGGCGGACAUGUUACAGGAUGUGUACCAUGUGGUCACGCUGAAAAUCCAGCUACACAGUUGUCCUAAACUGGAAGACCUUCCUCCAGAGCAGUGGACCCACUCUACAGUAAGAAAUGCGCUCAAGGAGUUACUCAAAGACAUGAACCAGAGCUCUCUGGCAAAAGAAUGUCCCUUAUCACAGAGUAUGAUUUCUUCAAUUGUUAACAGCACUUACUAUGCAAAUGUGUCUGCGGCAAAGUGUCAAGAAUUCGGACGCUGGUAUAAACAUUUCAAGAAGACAAAAGACAUGAUAGUCGUGCGCCAGCCCUCCCAGCUGGAGGGUUACCUGGGGACGUGUGUCCUCCACGACAGUCCACGUGCCACCACGUUAGCUGAGAUGGACGGUCUGUCUGAUCUCUCUCCACCUGGAACAAACCACCUCAGCUUCAGUCAGCAGCCCAUCCCGGGCAGCACAGCCGAGCAGCCCCCGUCCCCGGUGCCCCUGUCCCACAGCAGUCAGGCCCCCGGUCGUGCCCAGCUCCCCGGCCUGCACCCCGGCCUGGUGUCCACCCCCAUCAGUCCCCAGCUGGUGAGUCAGCAGAUGGUAAUGGCUCAGAUCCUCAACCAGCAGUACGCCGUCAACCGUCUCCUGGCCCAGCAGUCCCUGAGUCAGCAGUACCUCAACCACCCGCCCGUGAACCGCGCGCUCAACAAACCGCUGGACGCGCAGGUGUCCUCCAACUCCGAGGUCUCCUCAGAGAUCUACCAGUGGGUGAGAGACGAGCUGAAGAGGGCGGGCAUCUCCCAGGCCGUGUUCGCCCGUGUGGCCUUCAACAGGACGCAGGGUCUCCUCUCAGAGAUUCUUAGAAAAGAGGAAGACCCCAAGACGGCGUCUCAGUCCCUCCUGGUCAACCUGCGAGCGAUGCAGAACUUCCUGCAGUUACCGGAAGCGGAGCGAGACCGGAUCUACCAGGACGAGAGGGAGCGCAGCUUGACCGCAGCCUCGGCUAUGGGCCCCGCGCCCCUCAUCAGCACCCCUCCCUCGCGCCCUGUACAGCCCAGAAGAGAGGAGUGUAACAAUGUGAGACCAGAAGACUGGAAUCCCAGAAUUCCAGUGGGCAUCUCUCCUGUCAAGCCCAGCCCUCUGACCUCCGAGUGGAACGGGAAAUCCGAGAGCUGCGUGUUAAACAUCAACUCCUCCAUCUACGACGAGAUCCAGCAGGAGAUGAAGAGGGCCAAAGUGUCCCAGGCCAUGUUCGCCAAGGUCGCCGCCUCAAAGAGCCAGGGCUGGCUGUGUGAACUGCUGCGCUGGAAAGAAGAUCCGUCCCCGGAGAACCGCACACUCUGGGAGAACCUUUCCAUGAUCCGCCGCUUCCUCAGUUUGUCCCAAAUGGAGCGUGAUGCUAUAUAUGAGCAGGAGAGUAACGGAGGACAGCAGCACCACACGGACAGACCGCCUCACCUGCUGCACAUGCCCACAGACCCGCUACAGACUCAUCAACAGCCUUCCUCUCAGCUCCAAGCACAGCUGCCCCUGCCGCACCCCUCGCAGCCUCCUCUAUCCCAGCAGCCCUUGCAGCAGCAACAGCAGCAGACGGGACUGCGGCUUCCCCCGCGGCAACCCUCCACGGCUUCACCCGCCGAGACCGAGGACGAGAACCGCUGCAAGAGUCGACAAGGCAACCGCAUCUCCUUGGAGGCGCUGGGCAUCCUGCAGAGCUUCAUUCAGGACGUGGGCCUGUAUCCGGACGAGGAGGCCAUCCACACGCUCUCGGCACAGCUGGACCUGCCCAAACACACCAUCAUCAAGUUCUUCCAGAACCAGCGCUUCUACAUCAACCACGCCGGCAAGCUGAAAGAGCCGCCCCUGGGUUUCCCCUCGAACAACAACAAGGACGAGGGCCUGACGGACUUCAAGGAGGGCGAGCUGCUGCCCGAGCUGGACGAGAGCGUGCAGACCAACAGCACCAUGUUCUCCAUUAAAAUCGAGGAGCACCUGGCGCCCGAAAUGCACGCCAUGAGCCAGGCCCAAACUGAGCAGGAGGCUAAAGAGUAACGGACCUCCUUCUUUCACUUCCAAUCCUCUUCUCUUUCACUCUCAUCUGUGUUCCAUGAGCGAAACUGUAAGACUUUUUACACAAGACUGAAUAAUACAGAGAUGAUUAACUUUCA